Caenorhabditis remanei is the source of this 693-nucleotide messenger RNA. RefSeq lists its product as uncharacterized. NCBI's taxonomy places the organism in Eukaryota, Metazoa, Nematoda, Chromadorea, Rhabditida, Rhabditidae. Bases 1 to 693 code for a protein of 230 amino acids. The record is from RefSeq and is a predicted model, not a curated record. The transcript is spliced from 4 exons. Gene Ontology annotation, molecular function: protein binding.
AUGGACGACCACAGCAUCUCUUAUUUCCUCGCCAUAGCCGCUGGCAUUGUGACAACUGCGGUGCUCGGGACCUUCAAAAUGCUCAGAAAUAACACCUCAGAGAAAAAAGAGAACUCAAAUGCGUUCCCACUCUACGAACUACCAAUGUUCGCAUUGAACCAAAUUAUUGAAUCGAUGGAUGUGCCGGAGCGAAUCGAACUGGCUCUGACGUCUGAACGCAUGAGAGAUAGCAUCCGAUUUGCUAGGGCAAGAGUUCCGUAUUCGAUACAUUUCAAGGGAAACGCCACGUAUAUUGAGAUAGAGGGAGAGGAUAUUGAGAUUCAUUGCUCGAGACACGAAUAUGUGCCAGUUGGAUUUGAGAGACGCACGAUGACGUUGGGGCAAUGGAUCAACCGCAACAACCCAAGUCUCUCUGUCCUCGACAACACCGUCAACAACUUUCUCCGUAUUCAAGAACUCGCUCCAUCCAGUCGUCUCACUCUUCAAUUUCAUCUGGAUUGGAUGGAAAUGGAGGCGACUGUCAAAGAGUUUGUCGACAUCCCUGCCUUCCAAAAUUGGGAUAUCAUUAUGCUUCAUGGAAAUUCUGGUAGUGAACCGAUAACUGCAGUGAAGGAGUAUGGGUUGAACGAUAGGUUUCAAGUCAACCUGGAUAAUGAUUACAUUAUGAUUAAAUAUAGGUAUGGGAGGCAUUGA